Triplophysa rosa is the source of this 1585-nucleotide messenger RNA. RefSeq lists its product as uncharacterized. The transcript has 2 exons. Bases 82 to 1542 code for a protein of 486 amino acids. NCBI's taxonomy places the organism in Eukaryota, Metazoa, Chordata, Actinopteri, Cypriniformes, Nemacheilidae. The record is from RefSeq and is a predicted model, not a curated record.
CGCAAUGCGUAUUGGGAUUUCAGGACACGGAAGCCUAAAUGAAAACUGAAGUUUGUUUUGUAUGGCUGCAAACAAAUAAAAAUGGUAAACAGUUGCUGUGUAAAUAACUGUCGUAAUCGCAGUCACGACCGACGUGGAAAGCGUAUAGAAAAUGGAGUGCGAUAUUUCAGAUUUCCCACUUGGAAACAACACUUUGGAACUCAGAUUUCCGAGUUAACAAAGCUGCGUCGCAUGGAGUGGGUGGCAGCAGUUAGACGGAAAAACAUAAUCUUCGACAGCAUUUCUCGACACAUGUUUGUAUGUUCACGGCAUUUUCACAAAGGUAAACCUGCAUACGAGAUGAUGGAGACUGACCCCGACUGGGCACCAUCCCUACAUCUGGGCCACACAGAGAUUAAACAGACUAAUCCUGCACGCUCUGCAAGACGCAAUAAGCGUGAACAACUAAAGAAAAACACACCACAUCCAGCUGAUGACCAGAUGAUGACCCACCAGGCUAAAGAAAGUGAUCAGUUACACACUGAGGAGGGGACACACAACUUCACUCAAGAGGAUGCAGGAACACAGACUGAAUGUGCCUUGUGCAUGCACAAAUGUGUAGAAAUAAACAGCCUGUUGGAUGAAAACAGACAAUCAGGAUGUGACCUCUGUCUGAUGUCUGAUGGUUUUUUUGGAGGUGAUGAUGAUCAAGUACAGUACUAUACAGGUCUUCCAAACCUGGGAACCUUUACAGCAUUAUUACAUUUUUUGGUUCCCCUCAUACCAGACCAAAUGAAAAUUCUUAUUCCAUUUCAAAUGCUACUGUUAACUAUUAUGCGCCUCCGAUUGGAUCUGCCUGCACAACAUCUGGCCCAUCACUUUCAUGUUUCCCCAACAACAGCGAACAGUACAUUCAAAGAAACUGUGGCGUUUCUAUAUACAAACCUGAAACGUUCAAUUGUAUGGCCAGACAGAGACACUUUGUGCAAAAUUAUGCCUUCCCAGUUUGUGGAGUCAUUUGGACGCAGAGUGGCAGUGAUCAUCGACUGUUUUGAGAUUUUAACAGGGAAACCAUCCAAUCUAAAUUCACAUGGCAAAUUUUUUUCCCGCUACACGCACGAUCAGACUAUUAAGUAUUUGAUAGGUAUUACGCUCAAGGGGUCUGUUUGUUUCAUAUCAAAUGGGUGGAGUGGUUAUAGAAAUGACAAACAUAUAACGCAGAACAGUGGUCUUCUUGACAAUUUGUUGCCAGGAGACAUUGUCUUGGAUAGUAGAGGUUUUGACAAGAAAAAUGUUGGAAAGUUGUGUACUGAGGUCAGACUGCCAGCCCUUACAAACGACAGCUGUCAGCCAACUGCAAAAGAUGUAGAGCAGACUAGCAAAAUGGCAAAUCAUAUCCCUGUUGAAGGUGCCAUCAAAAAUGUAUGUCAGCAGUAUAAAAUCUUAACAGGAACCAUACCAAUUGACAUGGCACUUACUUGUAAAGGUGAGAACGUAACAUUUUUGGAUAAGAUUGUCACUGUCUGUUGUGCACUGACGAACCAAUGUCAGACUGUUGCAUAAAAAUGUGUCCUGUGCUGUAGUAUUGCAUGAAUAAUAAAGCAUG